Molecule: messenger RNA, 763 nt
Organism: Ascoidea rubescens DSM 1968
Lineage: Eukaryota; Fungi; Ascomycota; Saccharomycetes; Ascoideales; Ascoideaceae
Gene: HNT2
Product: bis(5'-adenosyl)-triphosphatase
Exons: 1
Coding region: 64-639 (191 amino acids)
Molecular function (GO): catalytic activity
Source: RefSeq, a predicted model, not a curated record
CAGGUAUUCAUCGAAUUUUAUUGUUCAUUAGGAAAAUAAACUAAAUUAGAGAGGAUGAAAAGAAUGACAAACAAAGGAAUAGUUUAUUUUUCCAAGUUUCCAGUCACUUCUCAAGUGUUUUAUAGAUCAAAUUACUCUUUUGCUUUGGUUAACUUGAAGCCAAUAGUUCCUGGCCAUGUUUUAGUUUGUCCAUUAAGAGUGGUUGCAAGAUUAAAAGAGUUGACUAGUGAAGAAUCCGUUGAUUUCAUAUUAACUGUCCAAAAAAUUCACGAAUUCAUUGAAAAGAUGUAUAAAGCUGAUGCGUUGAAUAUAUCAAUUCAAGAUGGUCCUUCUGCUGGUCAAAGCGUUCCUCAUUUACAUGCCCAUAUAAUUCCUAGAUAUAAAAAAGACGAAUAUGGUGAUGGAAUUUAUGAUAAAUUAGACCAGUUUAAUUUCGAAUUAUCUGAUAUACUAAUUGAACACCAAAAAAUAAAAAUAGCAAAAGAAAAAAAUUAUGAUCCAAACGAAUAUAAAAGAAAACAAAUGGUAGUGUCCCCAGAUAUCGAAAGGAAACCAAGAUCAAUGGAAGUAAUGGAAAAUGAAGCCAAAUGGUUAGAAAACGAAUUGAGGAAAUUCAAACUGGUUCAGGUAAACUUAUAAAUUAAUAAAUUAAAUAUACCACUUAAAUAUCAUAGUAUUUAGAAUAUAAAUAUAGAAUUUAAUUAAUUAACAAAAAUUAACAAAAAUUAAAAAUAAUCAAAUAUAUACUAUAAAUUUCCAAGUC